Molecule: messenger RNA, 2635 nt
Organism: Paramormyrops kingsleyae
Lineage: Eukaryota; Metazoa; Chordata; Actinopteri; Osteoglossiformes; Mormyridae
Gene: srms
Product: src-related kinase lacking C-terminal regulatory tyrosine and N-terminal myristylation sites
Biological process (GO): protein phosphorylation
Molecular function (GO): protein tyrosine kinase activity; ATP binding; protein binding
Source: RefSeq, a predicted model, not a curated record
GUUUUGUAACAAUUAAUGUUAUUCGCUUUACAAAUUAAUGCAAUAGGCUACUUAUUGAAUUUAUAUUUGAUGUAUCAGCAAUUUAAUGCCUAUUGAUCGCAGAUGCCAGUAAAACGCUUAAUUCCAAAACGUUAUAAAUUCGCCGCAUGAGUAGCUUAAAUGACAGUAUUAUGCUGCGCGAUGCUAACAUGACGAUCGUAACCUUCGUUUUUAAAGCCUUUAUGAUAUGCAGGUAGCAGUACCACGCUGGGCAGUAAUAACUCGCCUUGAGAAUACUACACAACUCAUCAUUAUGCAAAGUAUAAACCCACCAACUUUUGUCAGCCGGCUUCACAAAUGAGACGUUAGUCCAUUAUGUCGUUUCCGCAUUCCCGGCGACCUCUCAGUUCAGUACCCAGGAUAGGCUAUAUUCAACAGAAACCGGUUUCAUCAGAUUGUCAGUCUCUGUUUUAGUGUUUUAGGAACUGCCCUGCGCUGCCUGCGAGAUCGUACUCAGCAAUAAGUGUUUCAUAGGUAGGUGGAGAGAACAGGACUGACAUUGAUAUUGUCGCUUUGUUCUCCUGCAAGGAAAAAAAAACAUACAGUAUUGCCGUCGGUUUGCGGAGCUGGAGACGCUGGCUUGGGAUGGAGGGCUGCUGUCGGACCUGCAUGCCGUGUAUGGGUAGGUUAUGGAACUGGAUAUGGCCCGAAUCCAGCGACCCGUCCUGCUCGGAAGCCGCAGAAAUCCGCACCGUUUCGGGGGACAUCCGGAUCCCGGACCCGCGGAAGAAGCCUGCGCAGCUUUACGCAGCUCUCUUCGACUUCGAAGCCCGCAGCGACGAGGAGCUGUCCGUGAAAGAAGGCGACAAACUGUCGAUCAUAGAGAAACGGGGGGAGUACGUCCUGGCCAAAAAGCUCACCGGCUCGCUGGAGUCCGGCUUAGUCCCUGCAAAUUAUGUCACACUGCUGCAAGAUGAAUUUGCCAAUUACAAGUGGUAUUACGGCAAUAUCAACAGAGAAAAGGCUGAGAAGCUUCUCCUGGCGCCGCAGAAUAAGAGUGGCUCCUUCCUGGUCCGCAUCAGUGAGAGCCACAGUGAUGAGUACACAAUUUCAGCCAGGAAUGAAGGCAAGGUCUUCCAUUUCCGAAUCCAUCGCUCAGCCAUCGGCGCAUACUAUGUGUCUGAUAAGAUUUCAUUCGCCACCUUGGACGAGCUGGUGUGCUAUUACCAGAACAACUCCAAGAGCCUUGGCGUGCCUCUGGUCCUGCCCUGUGCCCAGCAGAGAGAGCUCUUCGACAUGGAACCCUGGGAGAGGCCGCGGGAGGAUUUCAUCCUGCAGAGGAAGCUGGGGAAAGGGCACUUCGGAGAAGUCUGGGAGGCUCUCUGGACAACAGAGAAAAAACGGGUUGCCGUUAAGAUGUUGAGGCAAGAGGAUACCAAGCAGGAUGAGUUUGUGAAGGAGGUGCAAGCACUGAAGAGCCUCCAUCACCCCAAGCUGAUCCAGCUGCUGGCGCUGUGCUCCCGGGGCGAGCCCAUCUACAUCAUCACCGAGCUCAUGACGAAGGGCAGCCUGAAGGCCUACCUGGGCUCUGUUGAAGGGCAGUUACUGACCUCCGCCCACUUGAUCUACAUGGCCAGUCAGGUGGCUGAGGGCAUGGCCUACCUAGAGGACCGCUACAUCGUCCACAGGGACCUUGCGGCCCGAAACAUCCUGGUCGGGGAAGAUCUGGUCUGCAAGGUGGCCGAUUUCGGGCUCGCUCGCAUUAUAAGGGACAGCGUGUAUACUGCAAGCAGGACCACAAAGAUCCCUGUUAGGUGGACGGCGCCAGAGGCGGCCCUGCACCAGCGCUUCUCGGUCAAGUCCGACAUCUGGUCCUUUGGCGUUCUACUCUACGAGAUGAUGACGAGGGGGAAGCUACCUUACGACGGUAAGACUAACAAGGAGGUCAUAGAGCUCUUGACCUCAGGGUACAGACUGCCUUGUCCGUCGCGCUGCCCAGCCAACAUCUACCACAUAAUGAUGCAGUGCUGGAACCCCGAGAGCGCACAGCGACCCUCCUUCCAUGCGCUGCACAGCCAACUGGACAAAAUGUACUCCAGGCUGUAUUACAAGACCGUUGAUGUGUAGGGACAGCCGAAGAGCACGCGACGAGGGACACGCGCGCGCCGCUGGAUGGACGGACCACGUGUGCGCGCGCUUGUUUCCCUCUACUGAAUAAUCAUUUUGAGAUGUUUAUUUUUUUACAUCGGCACUUGCCGGUUUUAAGCUUAUAGUGAAUGCAGGUUAACGUUGUUUUUCACGCGAGGAAAUGUGCAAUACAGACCAGGAAUUUAAUCUCGUGAGGGGGGGGGUAAAUUCUUCUUCGUUGUCGUGGACUUCUGAGGGUCGAUUUGGAUCUACUCUUACAAGGUGUAAGUUUGGUACACAAGAGAGUGCUUAUGUUUACAAAUUCAUCCAAUGCCAACUGUACAAAAAUGAUUUUUGUUGGGGGGGGGGGGGGGGGUGAGGAGGGUUGACCAGAGAAAUUUUGACCAGUGCAAUGCGGCUCUGGAAGAUUAAAACAUUGUAGCUUUUCUGGAGCUAAGAAAUUAAAGUAUGAAAUAAAUGGUAUUUAAAUACUUUAUGGUAUUUGACAAAUAAAAAUAUCAAGAUAUCA